Pseudophryne corroboree (corroboree frog) is the source of this 4074-nucleotide messenger RNA. It is a transcript of the gene SLC17A5, whose product is annotated as solute carrier family 17 member 5. The record is from RefSeq and is a predicted model, not a curated record. NCBI's taxonomy places the organism in Eukaryota, Metazoa, Chordata, Amphibia, Anura, Myobatrachidae. Bases 332 to 1831 code for a protein of 499 amino acids. Gene Ontology annotation, molecular function: transmembrane transporter activity. Gene Ontology annotation, cellular component: membrane. Gene Ontology annotation, biological process: transmembrane transport; monoatomic anion transport. The transcript is spliced from 11 exons.
GGCGGCAGCGUUGCCACUGACACUGGCACAGUACACUCCUCCGUGUAUGCGCUGUUUCUGAGAUACCCGUGCCGCAUGCUAGGCCCCACUGUAUGACAUAGAGUAGGGAGAGCAGGUAACUUAUGGCUCGGGCUCUCUUAUGCCUAGUGUAUGGCGGGCGCUGUGCUGUGAGCGGCAGCGUGUCCGGGAUGAGGAAGGGGGACGGCUCCCAGGCUCUAGGAGGAGUCUGCGGUGUUUGCUAGCAGCUGACUCAGGGAUGCUGCUUCCUAGCACGGGACUCGGCUGACGGAGAGGGAGGAUAAGGCUGAGCUGCUGCCGGUCCCCCAGCAAUAUGCCUGCAUGGGGAAGCGACAGCGAAGCGGAGGACCGGAGCCCUCUGCUGGCAGAGGAGGAUGUGGUGCGGCAGGGCAGCAUACAGAGCCCCCCUCCUGCUAAAGUGCCUGUGUGCUGCUCUGCUCGCUAUAAUCUGGCAGUGAUGGCGUUACUUGGCUUCUUCAUGUUAUAUGCACUACGUGUUAAUCUGAGUGUAGCGCUGGUGGACAUGGUAAAUUCAACAUCAAGUGAACAAGAAAACAGAAGCUCCAGUGUGUGUCCUGACCACUCUGUUCAUCCCAAAACACCUCAUAAUUCCACGGGCAAGAAGUACAAUUGGGACGCAGAUACCCAAGGAUGGAUACUUGGAUCCUUUUUCUAUGGAUAUAUCCUCACUCAGAUUCCUGGUGGAUACUUUGCUGGUAAAAUUGGUGGCAAGUUAUUGCUGGGAUGUGGAAUCCUGGGCACUGCAGUAUUUACUCUACUAACUCCAUUAGCUGCGGAUUUAGGAGCAGGGUACCUUAUAGCAGUUCGAGCACUUGAAGGACUUGGAGAGGGCGUGACGUUCCCAGCUAUGCAUGCAAUGUGGUCAUCUUGGGCACCCCCUCUCGAGCGUAGCAGACUUCUAAGCCUUUCCUAUGCAGGGGCACAGCUUGGAACGGUUGUAUCCCUUCCUGUGUCCGGAUUAAUUUGUUACUACGUGAACUGGAUUUAUGUCUUUUACAUUUUUGGAGCGCUUGGUGUCUUGUGGUUUAUUAUGUGGUUGAUAUUUGUCAGUGACACCCCACAAACUCACCGCACGAUCUCAGAUUCUGAGAAAGAAUAUAUCCUGUCUACCCUCAAAAGUGAGCUAUGUAAGGAGAAGGUCAUACCUGUUUGUGCUAUGAUGAAGUCAUUGCCACUGUGGGCUAUUGUUGUAGCUCAUUUUUCUUAUAACUGGACCUUUUACACUCUGCUGACUUUAUUACCUACAUAUAUGAAGGAGAUCUUACGAUUUAAUGCACAACAGAAUGGCUUUCUCUCUGCACUCCCUUACUUUGGGUGUUGGCUGUGUAUGAACAUUACUGGUCUCAUUGCAGACUUCAUGAGAGAGAGGCUGAAUUUCUCAACUGUAGCCGUCCGCAAAAUAUUUAACACAUUGGGAAUGAUUGGACCUGCAGUAUUUCUGUUGGCGGCUGGUUACACUGGAUGUAGUUAUACCCUGGCAGUUGUAUUCCUCACACUGUCAACCACAUUUGGAGGAUUCAGUAUGUCUGGAUACAACAUAAAUCACUUAGACAUUGCACCAUCAUUUGCUGGGCUGUUACUUGGAAUCACAAACACAUUUGCCACAAUUCCUGGAAUGGUCGGUCCAGUUAUUGCCAAAAGUUUAACUCAUGAAAACACCGUUGCACAGUGGCAAAUAGUUUUCUACAUUGCUGCUGCCAUUAAUGUUUUUGGAGCCAUCAUCUUUGCCAUAUUUGCCAGUGGUACAGUUCAAGACUGGGCAGUGAGGACUAAUAGGGCACAGAGAAGCUAAGGAAGAGAUGCACGAUCACAGGAUGCCUGGGAAUACUUCACUUACUGAAAACUGUCCUCAACACUAAGAUUGCACUUCAAAUUCAAGAUGGAGUCCUAGGUUAUGAAUAAGGCUUUAUAAACGUGAGCUGUCCGUAAACAAGACGGUCUUCGCCUGUUUUCACAUUUUAGGCAACUCAAUAUGAAUGUCUAUUCCAAAGAGGAUUCUGAAAAGGGAAUUUCUUACUUCAACCACUUACUAAAGACUCAGACAAUUUGUACAGAUAUAACUGUUCUUCUGUUCUCUGUGACACAGAAAGAUGUACUGUAUAUUGCUUCAUGUUACAAAGCACAGCAUACCCAAGUGUGAUACUUAUUAUGUAUUAAGUGCCUUCUGAAUUAACAAUUGCUACCGUAAUCCAUUCAAUUUGUAAAAUUGGUGAUCUAUCAAUCCUACAGUAUAUGACCCUCUGGGGAAACAUCAGCUGUACAGAAAUACAAGUUGUUUACAUGUGAAGCAAAGGGAAUAUAUAAUUAUGCAUUUAAGUCAUAACUAAAGCAAAACGUUAUCAUUUGUAAUGAAGAUGACCAACAAACAGAAAAAUGUAUGUUUUAUAGUAAAUCAACAGAAUAACACUUGUGUGAAAGUGUGCAUGUACAAGUCUAUUCAUGUAUGUUAUGUUUUGGUUUAUCAGAGUCAAAAGCUUGUUUUAUGAACUUCACGAACGCACCUUAAUGACUUAGAAUGAAUACCCAUGUGUAUGAGAUGUUGUAGCUUGUAAGAUCCCCUGGAUGAAUGUUAUAUUGAAGCACAGCAUUGUGGUACACACCAUAUACAUUAUCAUGUAAUGUUCACAGGACCUGCUCUACCAGUCAGUGAACCUAGGCAGGGCACCAGGGAUGAGGGCGCAUGUGUGAUACUGUCACUCAUUCAGUGUUCCCUGUGGUGUCUCAACAUUGGGACCGGCUGCUGAAAUGGAGCAGCUGCUUCUUUUCUGUCAUGUUAAAUGUUGCUAUUCCUCCAGGUUGGUAAUGAUGUCACAGUUCCACAGAAGGUGGAAAGGCAUAUAGGGUGCCUGCACAUGGAAUGUUGGUGAAGGGGGUGGUCUUUAGUAUGCCGCCAGCCGGGAUCCUGGGGACCAGCAUACUGGCGCCGGGAUCCAGACCGCCAGCAUGCCCACACAUAUUCUACCUCUUAGGGGUCCAUGACCCCCCUGGAGGGAGAAUAAAUAGCGUGGCGUGCAUAGCCAACCCGCAAGGGGCCCAUUAACGCUCUGUAUGCUGGCCCUGGGAUCCUGGCCACUGGCAACUCAUACUGCACCCCCUUGUAGUAUGUUAGUAAAAAAGAAACUUCUAUUGUGAAAGCACAUAAUGUUAUAUCAUGCUGCUCAUGUGAAUACCUUUUGGCCAAAAUAUUGUUUUUUUUAUUUUAUUUUUGGCGGAUGAGUAGGAUUCCUUUGAAAUGCAUCAUUUUAGAAGGCAAUGGAGGAAACGACUGUCUCAGAAACCAAUAAUCCAGUUGCGUUGUCCAGGCAUUCGUGUACAAGCCAAAAGAUUCUCAUUAGUGGUGUACUGUCUCUGCAUGUGUCUGGUAUGAAGAUUCAUUCCUUACCAUACAUUCAGAAGCAAAAGCUCAUACCCCUCCACCGGGUGUAGUAUGCAUAAAAUAGAUUAUAUGCUUUUUUUUUUUUUUUAACAGUGCUUUGUGUAAAGUAUGAAAGAUCAACUUAAACCUUUUUUCUAUUUUAUAUGAGAGUCAAAUAUUAAUACAUUUAAUUUCCAAGUUUGUAGACAUAAUUUUACUCUGUGGCUUAUGUGUAAAAUGUUAUCCAUAAGAAUAGAACUCAGGCUUAUGUGGUUGUUCGUAAUGCACUAACAGCGUCUAUUGCAUGACCUAUUCAUUAGAAUUCAUUCCUUUAAGUACAGUGCAUACAAGUCUAUAUUUUUUUGCCAUGAAGUAUGUUUUCCCAAGUGUAAGUGUUGCAUUCCUGGCUAGACGGUAUGCUAAAUUCCAUAGCAAUGUUACUUUUUCCUGCAUUCAUAAUGCAAAAAAAUGCGUUGUGUGGCAAGUGCAAGAGUACAAUGUCAUUAUAAAUGAUUCCACAUUGUGCCACAAGGUGGCGGUGGUGGUAUAAACAGAACAUAGUGCCUUCCAUGUAAAACUGGUGCAAUUUGUGAAUCUGUAGUUUCUUUGUCACAUUAUUUUUAUUUUGAUAAAUCAGUGUAGCAAAUUACACUGCAAUGCAAUAAAAGAAAAAAUCCAAA